CUUUUGCUGAUCCUGAGGGCUACAUAAUGACGACAACGACAACAACAGCGGUGGCCCUUAUGAUAGCGACAGUGAAGACGAUAGCGAUAAUGAUAAUGGCCAUGAUCGGAUUACAGGAGGAUACCACGGGUCAGCAGAUGUAGAUGAUGGACUGGAUGAUACUCAACAUCUAUUAUUGAAUUCAAACAAUACACGUCUCGGAGGCAUGGGUAUGGGCAUGCGUGUAGGCGAGACCGGAACGGGUACCAUGAUUGGGCUUGAUCUUGAACCACAUGGUGACUGUAAUCCUUAUGGCAGACGUCAUAGUGGCUCUAAGCUCGAUUAUGAGGAUGAGAAUAAUGACUACGACACCCUGCCACUUUCCACUAUGGAUGUCGAUAGUUAUCGCAUGAAGGGUGGCAACAAGAAGAAAAGUAGCAAAAAUAGCUCAAAAAGAAAGCAAAGGGUUAAAAGAGAAAAACAACGCGGAGAUCAGAAGGCGAAUGUUAAUGAAGGGCCCGUUCUUGGACUCGGUGCCAUUCGCACAGAACAGAUGGCAGCCAUUGCUAAGAAGCAGUUUCGAGUUCAACUUGCCUGGAACGCUUUCUAUGUCUUUGCAUGGUACUCGUGCUCAACAGCCUUAUCAUUCUAUAAUAAGUGGUUGUUCUCGCCCAAUUACCACAACUUUCGAUUUCCACUGUUCACGACAAGCUUGCAUAUGGUGGCCCAAUUCUCUCUUUCGUCUAUUACCCUGACAUUACUGCCUGCUCUACGACCAAGAGCAGCUCCUUCUGCUAAGGAUUUUGGAACAAAAAUCGUACCAUGUGCUGUUGCAUCUGGAUUGGAUAUUGGGCUUAGCAAUAGUAGCUUGAAGACCAUCACACUCGCUUUCUAUACCAUGUGCAAGUCCUCAUCAUUGGCUUUCGUGUUGUUGUUUGCAUUUCUGUUCAAGCUGGAGCGACCAACUUGGACGCUUGCGGGUGUUAUUACAGUUAUUUGUGUUGGGCUGUUCCUGAUGGUCAUGUCUGAAGUAGAUUUUGUGCUUAUUGGGUUUAUUCAAGUAAUGCUGGCAUCUGUUCUAGGUGGGCUUCGCUGGUCGUUAACGCAGAUGCUGCUUGAGAGGAGUGACACUAAAUCAGGAUCGCUUGCCAAUCCAAUUUCGACAAUCUUUUUCUUAUCCCCAAUUAUGGGCGUCUGCCUUUUCAUUGUGGCAGGGAUUUUUGAAGGAUAUGGGGUCAUUUUUGGAUCAGUGUUCUUCUCAGCUCCUUUAAUUGCGCUCGAGACUAUGGGUUUACUCUUGUUGGGAGGGCUGUUCGCAUUCAUGAUGGUUUUGGCGGAGUUUAACUUGAUUGCUCGGACCAGUGUCGUUACAUUAUCUGUGCUGGGUAUCGUCAAGGAAGUGAUGACAAUUUUAAUUUCAGCGCUCGUAUUCCGUGAUCAAUUGACGCUCGUCAAUAUCCUCGGCUUGUUCAUCACACUAACUGGCAUUGGAUUUUAUCAUUUCAUGAAGAUGCGGGAGAUGAAGGCCAAAGCUCGGCGGCAGGCUAAAGAAAUCUCGGACACAGAGCUUGCAAACGCUGCAAAGAAGAGAGAACGCAAAAUAGCAAAGAAAUUGCUCCGUGAGCAGAAAAAACGUGGUGUUGUAAAUAUUGGCGUUGGCGCUGGCCUACUUAAUAAGGACAUUAUGGAUUUGGGAAAGGAUGAUGAAGAUGAUCUUAUUAUUCAGAGUCGUCCCUCCAAAGAGUUGCCCUGGAAUCAUGGCCUAAUAUCUACUCAGAAUCCCAAUAGAUCGAGCCAAGAUAGGUUGAUGCAUGAUGAGGAUGCGUUUAUUUUGGAUGAUGGCGAGAAUGAUGCUAGGAAUGGUGGACAUGGUAUUGGUAAUGGUAAAUAGUGGAUAACAAUAUUAUUAUAGUAGUAAUAAUGAAAGGAUA
Messenger RNA from Lobosporangium transversale, 1910 nucleotides. RefSeq names its product triose-phosphate transporter family-domain-containing protein. NCBI's taxonomy places the organism in Eukaryota, Fungi, Mortierellomycota, Mortierellomycetes, Mortierellales, Mortierellaceae. Gene Ontology annotation, molecular function: antiporter activity. Gene Ontology annotation, cellular component: cis-Golgi network; endoplasmic reticulum-Golgi intermediate compartment; Golgi apparatus. Bases 206 to 1870 code for a protein of 554 amino acids. Gene Ontology annotation, biological process: UDP-glucose transmembrane transport. The transcript is spliced from 7 exons. The record is from RefSeq and is a predicted model, not a curated record.